This is a messenger RNA of Hyla sarda, 886 nucleotides long. Its product is annotated as gastrokine-1-like. Lineage: Eukaryota; Metazoa; Chordata; Amphibia; Anura; Hylidae. Gene Ontology annotation, biological process: regulation of cell population proliferation. The record is from RefSeq and is a predicted model, not a curated record. The coding region runs from base 1 to 777 and encodes 258 amino acids. The transcript is spliced from 7 exons.
AUGGGCUGCGGCAGCCGAAGACCUCACCAAGUUUCACUCCUGUCAGCUAAGAACAAGAAACUGAGGUUACAAUUCACACAACUCACCAGAAUUGGACAGCGGAAGACUGGAAGAAUGUUGCCUGGUCUGAGGAGUCUGGAUUCCAGCUGCAACAUUCCAAAAACAGUGUCAAGUCGAGUCCUAGAGAGUGUCCAGAGUCAUUGGAGGCCUCAAGUCCAGUCCUGCAGCCACAGUCAAUUGCAACUGCUGUUUCUGGGCUUUUUGGCCGUCUUCAUAAACCCACUACGGGGAGAUGAGUCAUUCCAGUACUUAGGAACAGGAUACAAUGGAGAGAAUGAAUACCACACUGUGACGGUCAAUGAGCAAGUCAAGGUUGCUGUGUUUAAUGUGUACUCUGGAAGACAGUCAGCCAAUGCCGUCUUCGAUUACAGCCAGAACAUUGUUGCCUACCACAUGCCCUACAAAGGUAUCUGUGUCCUGGCACACAUGGAUAUUGCUACCUUUCCAGGCCUUGGAAGGAUAAAUGAGUGGAUUCACACCAAGAGGGAACAGAAAAAGGACCUAGAAGAGCUGCGCAAACAUUACUUUGUGACCAACCAGCAAGUGUACGAUCUUGCCCAGUACGGUAACGCCAUUCAAAGCCUUUGCUGGGGAAUUCCAACCUACUGGGCUCGUGAAUACACUAGUCCUCAUGAAGGUUUUGCUGGUGCUAAUGGAUGUGCUGGUAUUCAUUUAUUCUGCCUGCGUAUCGGUCUCUGUGCAGGAUUCAAUCUGUAAACUUCAAUCUGUACAACAUCUACAAACACUAUGGUGCUGUCCUCAAUAAACCCUGACUAUCCAGCUGCAAGUGGUGAACCAGUAGAAUAUGUAACAUGCUGGGGUUACA